GAAAGGCUUUGGAAUUCCCGCCCGCAAGAGACUCGGGGUGUUCAGCGCGCCGCCCGCUGGGACCCAACGCGCUGACGCCGUGGUCAGGGGCGCGGUCACCCGUGUUCCACGGUUCGCUCUGUCCCCUCCGCGGACCUCGGCUCUGGCUCGCUAGGCCUGCGGCCUCAGUUUCCCCAAGCCCCUCGGCCCCACGUGCCCCAAGCACCGAGCUCGGUGAGGCCCCGAGACCCUCAGCGACCUGCCCCAAGUGCACAGCGCGCGGUUGAGAAGAAGGGUCCUUUGGGGUCGCAUUCCCCCCGCUGCCCACCCUGCAGUCUCCAGCCUGGUCUGCCCAGGCCCAGACCCCUGGGACGCAUUGAAGCCUGACGGUUUCAGUAGGAGGCUCUGCCAGUGACCAUGCAGGUGGCCUUGGACGUUUACCCAACGCCUCCGAGCCCGUUUCCUCGCCUGCAGAAGGCGUGUGAUGCUGCCUACCUUGCAAGGUGCCAAUAGGAGUGAAUCCUGCACAUUGCGCAUACUCUGCCUGGCCUCCAGGCGGAGCCUGGAGCCUGGGUGCCGACCACACGUCGGUCCAUCACCAACCAGGACAGGAGCCAUAAAGAGAUAGCAAGGAGCGCAGAAUCCAUACCGGGCUCGCGGUGCGUGCGCCAGUGUGUAUUUGUAGGGGUCGGCCCAGACCAGGAGCUGCUGCGUAGCAAUAAUAUCUGGCAUUUACGCAGCGAGGCCUCCGCGCCAGACACUGUUCUAAUGCUUAUCCCAUCCUCCUUAAGACCUCAGGGCAACCCUGUAUGGUGGUGAUAACUCUGGCCAGUAAGAACCCCUAUCCUUAACCCCAUUGUGCAGACGCAAGACUGAGCAAGCGUGGAGACAUUCUGUGGGAAGAAGCAGGGUGGCUCUCCCCAGCUCUCAGGCCAAAGCCAAUCAUGAAAAUCUGGAUGGGGGCCGGCCUGCGUGUCGGGGAGCCGCCCAGUCCCCCUCCAUCGGGGUUACCGGGCGCCGGCCUGCGACUGCGGACUGCGCAAGCGCGCCUUUGGGGCAGCUCCCCGACGCGCGGUGCCUGCCGCAGCCGGCAGCGCGGUGGAGGCAGCGCCAUGGUCGCCGCGAGUUUUGGCUGCUGGCUCUGCGUGGGGGGCUCCCGCCCCCGCCCCGGGGUGGCCGGCACGGUCAUUCCGGUCGGCCGGACUGUCAUACAGACCUCCAUGAGCCGGUCCCAGGUAGUCCUGCUGGGCCUGAGCCUGCUGCUCAUGCUGCUACUGUACAUGGGGCUGCCAGGCCCCCCUGAGCAGACCUCCCGGCUCUGGGGAGACGCCAAUGUCACAGUCCUGGCUGGUCUCACCCGGGGCAACUCCCCCAUCUUUUACCGUGAGGUGCUUCCGCUCCACCAGACACACAGGGUGGAGGUGGUGCUGCUCCACGGAAAGGCCUUUAACUCACACACGUGGGAGCAGCUGGGCACACUGCAGCUGCUGGCACAGAGGGGCUACCGGGCUGUGGCCCUUGACCUCCCAGGUUUCGGGAACUCAGCACCUUCAAAGGAGGCAAGCACUGAGGCAGGGCGGGCGGAGCUGCUGGAGGGAGUACUGAGGGACCUGGAAGUGCAGAAUGCCGUGCUGGUGAGCCCCUCACUGAGUGGCCACUAUGCCCUGCCCUUCCUGAUGCGUGGCCACCACCAGCUGCAUGGAUUUGUGCCCAUCGCACCCACCUCCACCCAGAACUACACCCAGGAGCAAUUCUGGGCCGUGAAGACCCCAACUCUCAUCCUGUAUGGGGAGCUGGACGGAAUCCUGGCUCGGCAGUCGCUGCAGCAGCUCCGUCACCUACCCAACCACUCUGUAGUGAAGCUCCGGGACGCAGGCCACGCCUGCUACCUCCACAAGCCGCAAGACUUCCACCUUGUCCUCCUUGCCUUCCUUGACUACUUGCCUUGAGCUUGCCUACUGCCCAGGUUCCAGGUCUGGCCUGAGCUUGGAGGGUCAGGCCAGUCCCCACAGAGGCAGCCCCUAGGAUCCGAGAGCCAGGUCUAGUCAGGAACUAUCAUUUCAUCUCUCAAGCAGAAUAAAAAAGCAUUUUUGCAUA
Manis javanica (Malayan pangolin) is the source of this 2076-nucleotide messenger RNA. RefSeq names its product abhydrolase domain containing 14A (gene ABHD14A). The record is from RefSeq and is a predicted model, not a curated record. Lineage: Eukaryota; Metazoa; Chordata; Mammalia; Pholidota; Manidae. Gene Ontology annotation, cellular component: cytoplasm.